AUGGCAGGAGGCCGACAUGCUGAGUGUGGCUACGUAAGGAUUGUCAACAGAGGCCCCGCCUUCUCGCUGCUAUUGGGCUGCGGGUCCAGGCUAGCUGCUGCCUGCAAUCCCAACACUAUGGAUGUGGAUGCACAGUCGAUCACUCUUGGCGUUGACCUGGGCACCACGUCUGUGAAGGUGGCCCUUCUGGAGGCAGUGCCAGGCGACCCCUCCGGGUUUACAGUACUGGCGAGCUGUGCCCGACCUUCGCGGGCUGAGGCGGCAGCAGAGAGCGUAGCGGCCGGGACCCAGGCUCGGGAGCAAGAUGUGAGUAGAAUCAUACAAGCCCUGCAUGAGUGCCUUGCGGGGCUUCCUCGACAGAAGCUCCGGAAAGUUGAAGCCAUUGGAGUGUCCGGACAGAUGCAUGGAGUGGUGUUUUGGAAAACAGGCCAAGGCUGUGAAUGGACAGACGGAGGGACUGCCAGCAUGUUUGAGCCCAGGACUGUGAGCCAGCUGGUCACAUGGCAGGAUGGCCGGUGUAGCAGUGGGUUCCUGGCUUCCCUGCCCCUGCCGGAGUCCCAUCUCAGCGUGGCCACUGGGUUUGGCUGUUCAACUAUCUUCUGGCUUUUGAAAAAUAGCCCAGAAUUCCUAAAAUCCUACGAUGCGGCUGGCACCAUCCAGGACUAUGUAGUUGCCAUGUUGUGUGGCUUGCCAAAACCCCUGAUGUCAGACCAGAAUGCCGCCAGCUGGGGCUACUUCAACACCCGGAGCAAAAGCUGGAACUUGGAGACGCUGAGGGCUGCAGGUUUCCCUGUCCAUUUGCUCCCUGACAUUGCAGAACCUGGUAGGAUGGCAGGCAGGACGACCCACCCGUGGUUGGAAAUCCUAAAGGGAACAGAGGUGGGUGUGGCCUUGGGUGACCUACAGGCCUCCGUCUAUUCCUGCAUGACCCAAAGGACAGAUGCAGUUCUUAACAUCAGCACCUCGGUUCAGCUGGCAGCCUCGAUGCCAUCAGGAUUCCAGCCAGUUCAGAUUCCAGACACGUUGGCUCCAGUUGCCUACUUCCCAUACUUCAACAGGACCUACCUGGGAGUGGCAGCCUCCCUCAAUGGGGGCAAUGUGUUGGCCACAUUCGUUCAUAUGCUGGUUCAGUGGAUGGCAGAUCUGGGCCUGGCAGUUGAAGAAUCCACUGUGUAUUCCCACAUGAUCCAGGCAGCUGCACAGCAGGAAGAUACCUGUCUAACCAUCAACCCAACGGUGCUGGGAGAGAGGCACCUGCCGGACCAGCUGGCCUCAGUGACCAGAAUCUCCUCCUCUGACCUCUCACUGGGGCACGUGACACGGGCACUGUGUCGAGGCAUCGUCCAGAACCUGCAAUCGAUGCUCCCCUCCCAGCAGCUCAGAGAGUGGGGCGUGGAGCGGGUGAUUGGGAGUGGGAGUGCGCUGUCCAGGAACGAGGUGCUGAAGCAGGAAGUACAGAAGGCUUUCCCUUUCCCAAUGUCCUUUGGGCAGGAUGUGGAUGCAGCAGUUGGGGCAGCCCUGGUCAUGCUCCGCAGAAACUUCAACCAGAGGGAGGCUUAA
Molecule: messenger RNA, 1560 nt
Organism: Elephantulus edwardii (Cape elephant shrew)
Lineage: Eukaryota; Metazoa; Chordata; Mammalia; Macroscelidea; Macroscelididae
Gene: SHPK
Product: sedoheptulokinase
Exons: 7
Coding region: 1-1560 (519 amino acids)
Biological process (GO): cellular response to lipopolysaccharide; carbohydrate metabolic process
Cellular component (GO): cytosol
Molecular function (GO): sedoheptulokinase activity
Source: RefSeq, a predicted model, not a curated record